AUGUUGCGAUGUAAAGAAUGUAAGCCGGUCGAACUGCGUCUCUCUCACGGACUAUCUCAUCCUGGUCAGCGUCACACGGCCUCGUCGUGUCCACUCUACGUUCAUGUCAUCGACGGUCGAUCACCAGCCAUGGCGGAGGCGACCACCUCCCAGAAAUGUAAGGACGAGAACGAGCGGUUCCCGAUGAUGGACUGGUCUCAGUACGACACGUUCCCGGGCUCCUUCGAGAAGUGUUCGCUGAUGACGGCGGCCCUCACUCACGUGGGCAUGUACCUGCUCAUGUUCCUCGGCUUCGUGAACCAGCUGCUCUUCAAGCCGAAGGUGGCCACCGAGAGGAACCGGGAGGGCUACGCUCCGCUGUACAACCCGUUCGAGCAGUUCUUCUCCCGCUACGUGUACCGGCGCGUGCGGCACUGCUUCAACCGACCCAUCAGCUCCACGCCCGGCGCCGAGCUGACGCUCAAGGAGCGCCACACGGACGAUUAUAACUGGUCCUUCAGGUUCACGGGCACGGAGAAGCGCUGCAUCAACCUGGGCUCCUACAACUACCUGGGCUUCGCGGAGGCGAGCGGGCCCUGCGCGGAGGCGGCGGAGGCGGCCGCCAGGCGCUACGGGCUCGCGCUCGCGUCCUCCCGCGGCGAGCUCGGCUCCACGGCCCUGCACGACGAGUUGGAGCGGACCACGGCCGACUUCCUCGGCGUGGAGGCGGCCGUGGUGUUCGGGAUGGGGUUCGCGACCAACGCGCUCGGCCUGCCGGGCCUGCUGGGCGGCGGCGCGCUCGUGCUCAGCGACGAGAACAACCACGCCUCGCUCAUCCUCGGCCUGAGGCUCGCCCGCGUCGCCGUGCGCGUGUUCCGACACAACGACGUGCGGCACUGCGAGCGGCUGGCGCGGGCCGCCCUGGCCGAGGGCCGCUGGACCAAGGUCGUCAUCGUGGUGGAGGGCGUGUACAGCAUGGAGGGCUCCGUGGCGCCGCUGGCCGCGCUCGUGGCACUCAAGAAGCGCCUGGGCCUGUACCUGUACCUGGACGAGGCGCACUCGGUGGGUGCCAUGGGCCCGCGCGGCCGCGGCGUCACCGACCACUGCGGCGUGUCCCCGCGGGACGUCGACGUCCUCAUGGGCACCUUCACCAAGAGCUUCGGCGCCGCCGGAGGAUACAUAGCGGGCUCCCGCCGGCUGGUGGAGUGGGUUCGCGGCCGCUGCCACGCGCACGGUUACGCGCACGCCAUGUCUCCCCCGGUGGCGGCGCAGGUGCUGGCGGCCAUGCGCGCCAUCUCCUCGCCCGUGGGCCUCCAGCGCGUGGCUCGUCUCCGGGACAACACGCACCACUUCCGUCGCCGGCUCCGUGAGAUGGGCGCCAUCACGUUCGGGCACGAGGACUCGCCCGUGGUGCCCAUGCUGGUGUACACGUUCAGUAAGAUGGCGGCCACCGUGGAGCGGCUCACGGAGCGCGGCCUGGCCACGGUCGGCGUCGGCUACCCCGCCACGCCCCUCAACAAGGCUCGCAUCAGGUUCUGUCUGUCGGCGGCUCACUCCCGGGCCCAGAUCGACCGCUGCCUGGACUCCAUCGAGGCGGUCGUGCAGGAGGUGGGUCUCCGCUACUCUCGCCGCUAG
Molecule: messenger RNA, 1614 nt
Organism: Danaus chrysippus (African queen)
Lineage: Eukaryota; Metazoa; Arthropoda; Insecta; Lepidoptera; Nymphalidae
Source: the annotation of a GenBank genome assembly